This is a messenger RNA of Alternaria arborescens, 252 nucleotides long. RefSeq lists its product as hypothetical. The record is from RefSeq and is a predicted model, not a curated record. Bases 1 to 252 code for a protein of 83 amino acids. The transcript has 2 exons. NCBI's taxonomy places the organism in Eukaryota, Fungi, Ascomycota, Dothideomycetes, Pleosporales, Pleosporaceae.
AUGAGCUUCCUGAAAUUCCUCUUCGUCAUUGUCUUCGCUCUUGCCACAGCGAUCGCAGCUCCUAGCCCGCACAUCGGCAUGGUAAACAACGACAAUGUCCGUGAUGUCGGCGUGGUUUACUCUCAGCCGGGGUACGCUUCGAAGCCCGAGUUUCUCCUCAUGGACAAGAAGAUCCCUAAGUGCAAUCCGCUUGACGAUAACAAUAUCUGGUCUAUCAUGAUAUGCGUCGAAUCCAUCGAGUGCGACUUCUGA